Molecule: messenger RNA, 882 nt
Organism: Penicillium cosmopolitanum
Lineage: Eukaryota; Fungi; Ascomycota; Eurotiomycetes; Eurotiales; Aspergillaceae
Exons: 3
Coding region: 1-882 (293 amino acids)
Source: RefSeq, a predicted model, not a curated record
AUGCUGCUAGCUCGGCGCUCGUCACUACCAAAGCUGCUGACCACUUCCGCUGAGCUUGUAAUACUACCCGAAAACUCUCCAGGUGCCGGUCUCAUGAAAACCAUGGUGGAUCUCUCUUUAAUUAUACAGGUUGUGAAUGACACUGUGACAAGGGCUGAGUUGAACGAAGCCAUUGACCUGGAAGGCCGAUUUGAUGCUAUCUUGAAAGAAAUGAAAGAGAUGUUAGCGAAGAUUGACUUGGCAAGGGAUGAAGCUUCGCGUGCACAUCAGCUGGACUGGAUAGCAGUGGAAUUCACCACUCGAGCCGCCCUGAUAAGUAUUCAUCAGUCGCGUCUCAAGCUCAUGCAGAACCCUUCGACCCGAACCGACUGCGUCACGUGUGCUCGAGAAUCUCUUGGGUAUUUCUCACGGCUUCAAAGCCAGCUAAGUGACGAUGCCAGAUUUGCAGAAACUUUCACUUUUCAAGCUUGGAUAACCCUUGUGUUCCCCUUGAGCAGCUUCUUUAUUCUGUUCUGUAAUUUCAUCGCGACAUCCAAUAUCGAGGAUUAUGCUUUGAUGGAGCAGGUUUUUCAACAGCUACAUCUUUUGCCUAACUCCAAAUCUCGUGCGAGAAUACAGCAUCUCCUGGGCAGUUAUCGUCAAUUAUGCCAGGAAAUUUUGCCGAGCUCAAUAGAGGCUCAUCGAGGAUUGCAGACCGAAUAUGCCAUACCACAAUCGGAAAACCAUGAGACUGGUAACAUGCAGGCAAUUGACCCGGUUGAAUGGCUUGAGCGUCCUGAAGAGCACCUCAAUUUUGAUGGAGUUUGGGACGACGAGUCACUGCAAGAUCUUCUUACGGCGCACUCUUCGCUGGGGCUGUUUGAGCAGUGCAAUGAUGUGUAG